GCAGAAGUGAUGUCAUGGAUAUUUGGUAACCAAACACCCUUGAGAUCAUAUUAUUCACAGAAGUAAUACUAAACCCAGGCAGCAACCGGAAUAGUUACACUUUACAUAAACCACUCAGACAGAUAUGACAUUGAGAAUGGAAAUAAUCGAACAGAGACACACUGAGCAACAACUGUCUUCUUCUUGCGAGAUGAUGCUGCCAAAACUUGUCACUUCAAACUGUGACUGAAACCUUAAAAUGUCUAAGGAGUUUGUUUCAGCGCAUGCAUGCUGAUGAAGUGUUUCUUGUGCAUUUGUUGAGUGGAGUGGGAGUGAGACAAAAGCACCCAGCUGAGCUCGACGGUACUAUACGGUAUUUCAAAAUCCAAAUUAUGUCUCCAUUCCACUGCUACAGGGUUGAGAAUCUGCCCCCAGCUUACUUGACAACCAGAUACUGACGAAGGCGAGUGGGCAUGGAUACUGGUCUUUGUUUAUUUGCCAUUUAAUGCGAGGUCUUCAACUUUAACAAGGCUGAAGACUGGCAUGUAAAUGUCACCCCAACUUUAGUCCAGUUUAUGGCUCGUCCUCCAUCCUGUUAGUCCCACGCACACACAACUGUGGGAAGGAAAGUUUUAGUGCUUGUUAACUUCGCCCUUGACAUUGAAUCUGAAUGCCUAACUUUGAGCAUGUUGUUCAGUCUUCUCCUAAAGUAGGUGAAGGUGUUUAACCCUGUACUACUGUGCUGAGGAGUCCCUAGAUUGUGAUUGGGAUGUUGUUUUGGCACAGGCAGCAUUUUGUCAGCGAAGAAGCAUAAGGGGUUUGCAGUGCUGGUGGAGAUGGAUAGCUUUCAGUGUCUAAAGACACUCAAGAGGGUAACAACAAAUGAUUAGUGGUAAAUGCUACCCUUCAAAAAAACAAAAAAACUACGCAUCACAAAGGCAUAUUCAUUUCCCUUGUCUUGUGCCUUUCCUCGUCAGAUGGUUAGGUAACAGCUUGUACAUCUUCCUUCCGAGAUGCUGCCCUUGCAGACUGAAGGCAGGAGCAGCCUCUCUCCCCGUAUGUGCGCUAAAUGUCACCCAGACAGCGUUAAUCCCCUUCUCAACACCAGCGAUCAGUUUCUAUUUCUGUCAACAACAGAACAUUCAUUAGAUCGCAGGGAUUUCAAUCAAAUCUCAGAUUAGCUGAUAAUGUCUAAAGCCAUCCUAAAUCUCCCCACAACUCUUUGUAAAUGCUGCUGUCAAGGAACAGAGAAUGUAAUGUAGACAGAGUACAUCAACAAAUAGUAACAAUAUCUCUAUAAAUACUCUCUAGACCUAGAAGCCCACUAAGGGCAGAGGUUAGCAGUAGCUUGUGAUGUCAUCAUGACAUCAGACUGCCAUCUGGAGAUCUAAAGACCAACCACAUACAGUAUACAUAAACUGCUAAAAUAUGCUGUUUUUCCUUGAAAUAGGCUGUAGUAAGGGUAUUGCUGGAUUUACUCAUAUAUUCCAAGUAGAAGUCUCACACCACAAACUGGUCAGUUUAUUCUUAAACUUUAGUGUUUGUGUUGGUGUAACAAAAACAAAACAUGCUGUCACUCCUGGAAAUAUAACAUUUUGGACAUUCCGGUCCAAAGGACUCAAGUACGUCUGGAACAUGACGUGUUUCCUAACAAAUCCAUUUUGAAUUCUGACCAUGCACAGCAUUGAUUUGGUUUUGGGGGGGAAAAAUUUGGUUUGUAGACGCUCAAAAUAGGGUAGCAUCAACUGAGCUGGCAUCCCAGGAUGCCUCCCCUCAGGAAUACAAUGUAAAACUCUAGACAUGAGGGUAAAUAUUAAAACAACAAAAUGCAAAGUGGAUGAUAAACUAGUAACAGAAAGAUAUGCAUUUGAUUCAGAAUACCAGUGUAGUGUUUUAUUUGCCACAGAAGAGGGUAUUGAGUCUGCACCGAAUAGCUUACGGCAAUUACUUCCACUGUGAUGAUCAUUGGCAAAUAUGUGCUCACUGCAGAAUAUCAUAACAUGCCUUUUAAACAGGGAAUGGAAUGGAUUUAGAUGAGGAGAGAGGGAGGCUCACGAGUUGUGGUGAGAGGAUUAGCCGCUCGCGAAAGGAAAAAAAAAGAGGAAGUUCUCGCUCAGCAAUAGCAUUGUUCACUUUUGGUAUUUACCUUGGGAUAUUCCGAGCUCUGGGUGGAUGAAACAAAGAUUAGAACAGAGGAAGCGUCCUUUUUUUCUUCUUCUACGGGGAAGGCUUAAGCCCCAGAAUCGCUAUCAUACUCCAGAUAGUGUUGUUCUAUCGCCCCUGCUAACCCCAUCAGUGGCUGGGCCCGCUGAGAGAGAUACACCGCACAAGGGGGAGGUGUGUCGGCCGGGCCCGGUCUGAGCCGGACCGGUUCCAGAGUGAGCGGUACCGGGCCGGCGUGGUGUCUGUUUGGGGAGGCUUUGUCAGACAUUCGAGACCAAGGUGCCAAGCCUGUCAUGGUCUACAUACACGGAGGAUCGUACAUGGAGGGGACGGGGAAUAUGAUUGACGGCAGCGUGCUGGCGAGCUACGGGAACGUCAUUGUGAUCACGCUCAACUUCCGAAUCGGAGUACUGGGCUUCCUGAGCACAGGUGACCAGGCCGCCAAGGGGAACUAUGGGCUGCUGGACCAGAUCCAAGGCCUGCGCUGGAUCAGCGAGAACAUCGGCUACUUUGGGGGCGAUCCGAAGCGCAUCACCGUGUUUGGAUCGGGCAUCGGUGCCUCCUGCGUUAGCCUGCUCACCCUGUCCCAUCACUCAGAAGGCCUUUUCCAGAGGGCCAUCAUCCAAAGCGGCUCCGCCCUGUCGAGCUGGGCCGUCAACUACCAGCCUGUCAAGUACACGCGCAUGCUGGCUGAGAAGGUGGGCUGCAAUGUGCUGGACACCAUGGACAUGGUCGACUGCCUGAGGAAGAAGAGUGCCCGCGAGCUGGUGGAGCAGGACAUCCAGCCGGCACGCUACCACGUGGCCUUCGGCCCGGUGAUCGAUGGCGACGUCAUCCCCGACGAUCCGGAGAUCCUGAUGGAGCAAGGCGAGUUCCUCAACUACGACAUCAUGCUGGGCGUCAACCAGGGCGAGGGGCUGCGCUUCGUGGAGAACGUGGUGGACUCCGAGGACGGCGUGUCGGGAAACGACUUUGACUUCUCCGUCUCGGACUUCGUGGACAGCCUGUACGGCUACCCCGAGGGCAAGGACACGCUGCGGGAGACCAUCAAGUUCAUGUACACCGACUGGGCCGACCGCGACAACCCCGAGACGCGCCGCAAGACGCUGGUGGCACUCUUCACCGACCACCAGUGGGUGGAGCCGUCGGUGGUGACGGCCGACCUGCACGCCCGCUACGGCUCGCCCACCUACUUCUACGCCUUCUACCACCACUGCCAGAGCCUGAUGAAGCCCGCCUGGUCGGACGCGGCGCACGGGGAUGAGGUGCCCUACGUCUUUGGCAUCCCCAUGAUCGGCCCCACAGACCUAUUCCCGUGCAACUUCUCCAAGAACGACAUCAUGCUCAGCGCCGUGGUCAUGACCUACUGGACCAACUUUGCCAAGACUGGGGAUCCCAACAAGCCAGUGCCCCAGGACACCAAGUUCAUCCACACCAAGGCCAACCGCUUCGAGGAGGUGGCCUGGUCCAAGUACAACCCCCAGGACCAGCUGUACCUGCACAUCGGCCUGAAGCCGCGCGUGCGCGACCACUACCGCGCCACCAAGGUGGCCUUCUGGAAGCACCUGGUGCCGCACCUGUACAACCUGCACGACAUGUUCCACUACACGUCCACCACCACCAAGGUGCCGCCGCCCGAGACCACCCAGAACUCCCUGUCCACCAAGCGGCCCAACGGCAACAAGGCGUGGCCGUUCAACACCAAGCGGCCGCCCAUGUCGCCGGCGUACAACAGCGAGAGCGGCAACGAGCCGUGGAACAGCGAGGAGGGAGGGGUGCCCCUGGUGGUGGAGAACCCGCGCGACUACUCCACCGAGCUGAGCGUCACCAUCGCCGUGGGCGCCUCGCUGCUCUUCCUCAACGUGCUGGCCUUCGCCGCGCUCUACUACCGCAAGGACAAGCGCCGGCAGGACUCGCAGCUCCAGCAGCCCAGCCCGGCGCAGCAGCGGCAGGCCAACGCCAACGACAUCGGACUCCACGCGCCCGAGGAGGAGAUCAUGUCGCUGCAGAUGAACCAGACGCACCACGAGUGCGAUGUGGGGCCCCCGGGGGGCAUGGGGAUGGGGGGCGGAGGCGGGGUCGGGGUCGGGGUCGGCGUGGGCGACCCGCUGCGCUUGGCCUCGCUGCCCGACUACACGCUGACGCUGCGCCGCUCUCCCGACGACAUCCCGCUCAUGACGCCCAACACCAUCACCAUGAUCCCCAACUCGCUGGUGGGCAUGCCCAACAUGCACCCCUACAACACCUUCACGGCCGGGUUCAACUCCACCGGCCUGCCCCACUCACACUCCACCACCCGCGUAUAGCUUUAAGGAGCAGAGCACGAGCCCACGGAGGGGGAGGGGGGAGGGGAGGGGUGCGGAAGGAGAGGAGUGGUUGGGUGGGCGGGGGGAAGGGGGGGACUCUGGUUUUAUAAGCAUCAUGGAAGCAGGAGAAGGGCAAUUUAAAGAGGAAUAAAGUGUUUUAAAUAGACUUUUACUGAGGGGGGAGUCACAGAAGCUCUUUCUGGAUGUCACGUUGUGCAGACCUGCCAAAACAGAACUGCUUUCUCCCUGCCCUUGUGGAAGGGUCGGGCCUUUCAGCAGUAUUUUUUUCUAAGAAUCAUUUUAAAAAGAAGCCUUUUUAAGCAGACUGGGGAGAUAUCAACAUUUUUUUCUUGAAUAAAUAACAAAAAAAAGAAAAGAAAAGUGCUUUUUAUUUCCCAUUUUAGUCUCUUGUGGGAAACUGUUAUCAUAAACUAUGGCCUCUAAGAUAUCUGCAUAAUAUUUGUGUUGCUUGAGUUAAUUUUGUUUCACUGCCUUACAGAGAGCUUGUUUUUUCUCAAUUUCUAUUUUUCCCUGAAGGAACAAGUGGUGUGUUGUUCUGAAUGAUUGGAUUGACAACAGGAGGAAAGACAGAUGUAGAAAAUGCAUAUAGGAUUGAAUCAGCAUCAAGCAACUCAUUUUUUAGUUGCCUACCCUGGAAACAACGAUACAACAUACAUUUUGUUAUCUUUUUAAAGUCCAGGAGUA
Molecule: messenger RNA, 5153 nt
Organism: Clupea harengus (Atlantic herring)
Lineage: Eukaryota; Metazoa; Chordata; Actinopteri; Clupeiformes; Clupeidae
Gene: nlgn3a
Product: neuroligin 3a
Exons: 5
Coding region: 2436-4448 (670 amino acids)
Cellular component (GO): membrane
Molecular function (GO): neurexin family protein binding
Source: RefSeq, a predicted model, not a curated record